AUGCAGGAACCCGGACAUGGCCUCGUUAAAACAAGAGGGGAGACCACCCAUACGAGAUGGUGGGGGUGUGUUUUGAGCUGCCUGCUGCUCGCUUGUGUGUACGUUGGCAGUCUGUACGUCUGGAGAAGCAGCUUACCCAGGUACUCAACUCAGCUGCACACCUUAGACAGAUCUGUGAGACUGUUAUAUUGAACUGUGGGUGUUUUUGUGUCCAUGUGUUUGUGUGUGUGAGUGUAGAGACCACCCCAGUGUGAUAAAGCGUCGCUGUGUUAGUGUGCUGCUGGUCUCUGCUCUGUCACCUGCUGUGGUGAAGACAUGGAUGUACUGGGCUGAUGUCAGGGUGAGUAUAUAUGAACACAUAAGGCCUGAAUCUGAAGCUGCCAUGCUAGGUUGACUGCAAAAAAACAGAAACGCUGAAUUAAUGAUUAGUUUUGUUCCAAAUCAAGGCAAGUUUGAUACUUUUUCUGACUUUUAACAUGCAAAAGUGUGUUCAUUAUUGCUCCCCAAGGAGCUGAAACACAAACCCAAACAAUAAAAAAGGAUAUUACACCAUAUUAUGGAUAUGUUUCAUCAUCUGCUGUCUGUUCAAGGUGAUAAAAAACAUUUAGGAAUGACUUGAGCUGACCGAAACUUUUUCCAAAAAGUCUGUAAAGGAGAGUUUUAUAUUUCAAGAUUUGUUUAUUUGUCAUGUGCAUGUUAAACGAGCUCAACAAUACAAUGAAAUGCCCCGGAUGAGAGGGCCGCUCGACUCAAAGGAGUACAGAUAAAAACACACAAAAAGUACUGAGAGGAAUACAAUAAAAUAAGGAAUGCAAAAAAAAAAUUAUUAAAGACGAAUAAAAGUGUAAGAGAAAUAUUUACAAAGUGCAAUGUUUACAAAGAAACAAACCCACACUCUGAUGAGCUUUCUAUAAAUGUAACCACUGUGUAUUGUGAACAUCCAUACCAUUGGAGGUCAAAGGUCAGAGUUACAUAAGCUAAAAAGGGACUCAGUGCCUUUUUCAAGGACACUUCACCCCGACCGUCCAGGUGAAGGACGGUUGACCUGACUGCCGGAGUUCAUGUAAGUCAUAAAUUAGGCGUUUUGUGAGGUUAAGUCUGGGGUCUCAUCAGAUUAACUUUUAAUCACUUUAGUCACAUUUUGUCCUCGCAGGUUGAUGUGUCUGUGUGGGAGUUGAUGGGGGUUCGUUUGGAGGGUCUGGUCCCUGCAGCAAUUCUGCCGCUACUGCUCACCAUGGUAAGAGAGAGAGUCCCAACACAGUGGGCAAUACCUCUGAUGUUAAAAAAUACAAGAACUUACAGUUAAAGUCAACUUGAUGAAAAAAAGAAGUCACAACUGAAGUUAACGAUGCAAAAAAGGUGGCGAUGGAAAAGAAAAAGUUACUUACCAGCAGCUCACUUCCAUUGUGGCUUUUUUUAUUUGCAUCUUUUUAUUUUUGCAGUAAGUAACUUUCUUUUAUUUUCAUCAACACUUUUUUUUUGCAUCAUUAACUUCUGUUGUAUUUUUUUUUUGUUUUUUUAUCUGCACCGUUUCUUUUUUUUUAUUUGCAGCGAGCUUUGUUUUUUUUUUAUUUGCAUCGGUAACUUCCAUAGUGGUUUCUUUUUUUUUUUGCAUUCUUUUUUAUCUGCAGCAGUGGCAGUUCUCAGCCACCGAAGUGGUCCUAAUACUUCGUCGUACUUUAAAGACUGUUAAACUUAUAAUGAACCUCAUCAGGUUGGGUCAUCUUCAUAAAAAAUCAAUAGAAAAGGAGAUACAGAAGACUUUAUUUUCUAUCUUUAAGGUCUAGUUGAGGGUCUUAUUUUCCUCUUUGACCACUUUAGUCCAUCAUAUGACUGCAGUUUACUUACAUUCACAGACACUCCAUAAGCAUGCUCAGAUCAUACAGUAAAAAUGUUCCUGUUAAAGUGUUUACAUCCCCCUCUUCUCUGUGUUUUUAUGUUCUCCCCUCAGGUGUACUAAACAUUCAUUUUUCUCUCCACAUCAGGUGUUUUAUCUGGGUCCUCUGGUUCACUCUGCAAUAGACAACCCCAAAGGUUUCACAGGAGAACUGCAGUCUGCAUUCAGUGAGUUCGGGUUAAAAAGAGGGGGUCACAGUUGGGGGGCGGGUUAAAUGACUGCUUGUAAGCAUUUGAUGAUGUGUAUGUUGUCGUAAAAUCUUGACUUUUAUGGUCCCAGAUGUUCAGUCCUGGAGGCUGUGUGUGGGAGAUGCAGUGUGGCUGAGGAACCAGGUGGUGGCACCAGUGACGGAGGAGAUGGUGUUCAGAGGAGCCAUGCUGCCCAUGCUGGUGCCCUGCACAGGACCCACAGCUGCCAUCUUUGCCGCUCCCCUCUUCUUUGGUGUUGGUACGGCAAACACCCUUUCAGUCCUUCACAUUAAACCAUCAGGAUUCGAUGGUUCAGCUCAGACUUCCCAUGCUCAGUGGUUGAAGUCCUGGUUUCGGUGCAUGUUUUCCCCACUCUCUCCCCAGACUAAAACCCCUCAAAAUAUGUUUUUUUUUAAUUUUGUUUAUUUAUUUUUUUAUUGUUAUUAUUAUAUUAAGUGAUGCAAAACAGAACAUGACAGGUGAGGGACAUCAAACUAAGAAACAGAUGGUAUGUAUGCCUAUAUAUGAGUGCUUGUUUUGAGGAGUUAUAUGAAACAUAACAUUUUUAAAUAAUAAUACUAACUAAUAAAAGUGAAAAGAAUAAUGCAACAGAACAAAGGGGCAAAGCAAAAACUCAAUAAAUGAAAUUAAGAAAAGAAAAUGAAUAUAUAUACAUAUAUACAAAUAUGCACACAUAUAGAUAUAACUCUUUUUUUAUUAUUUCACUAACCCCCCAAAAUAUCUUUAAAAAACAAACAUUAGGACCCCAAAAACUUCUCUUUUUUUUUUUUAUAACAAUGACUUUUUCUCUUCAAGUGUUGUACUUUUGGUUGUCGACAUACUUCAUUGCUCAUUUUCUUGAUUCAUUCCAGCUCAUUUCCAUCACAUCAUAGAGCAACGGCGCCUCCACAAGGACAGCAUGAGAGUCAUCCUCUUGGUUUCAGGUCAGUCAGCAGUUAAAACUUCCCCGAAGCUGUUUAAUUUAGAGCCAGAAGUAAUCUAUGUCUAUUACCUGAGAUCAAAGCUGGUGUAAGAUCCAUAAUAACUUUGCAGGAUCACAUUAACCCUCGGUUCCUACCAUGUCCAUUUUUAGGACAUUUAGGACAUUUCUUUUUUUAAUGGUCAGGGCUGAAGUUGUUUAAAAGAUAUGAGUCAAAAAAAGGGGAAGAAUGAACAUGAACACUUAUCUGUAUGUCCAUUUCCUGUUAAACUCAACAGGAACUGAGGGUUAAGAAUAAAGGGACAUGUAAGUUUAGAUAUUGAUUGGUUUGUGUUGUUGUGUUGCAGGGAUGCAGUUCUUAUACACAACUGUGUUCGGCGCCUUCACUGCCUUCAUUUUCAUGAGAACUGGUAGGAAAACAACUCAUUGAGUUUUCCAACACUGAAACCAAACACCUCAUUGAGACUGUGCCCCUCUCUACAGGUCAUGUUGUGGGUCCGGUUUUGUGCCAUUCAUUCUGCAACAGUCAAGGUCUGCCUGAUAUCGGCUCUGCACUGCAACAUCCACAAAAAUCAGCUCUCCUGUUUUCAUAUAUGAUGGGUUUGCUGCUGUUUCUCGUGCUUCUCUUCCCGCUGACAGACCCCUUCUUCUACGGUGCCAUUCCCAUCUGCAGCCUGGCUCCCCCUCCAGCCUUUGUGUGCCAGAUUCAGUGA
Molecule: messenger RNA, 3738 nt
Organism: Xyrichtys novacula (pearly razorfish)
Lineage: Eukaryota; Metazoa; Chordata; Actinopteri; Labriformes; Labridae
Source: the annotation of a GenBank genome assembly